This is a messenger RNA of Bactrocera oleae (olive fruit fly), 6232 nucleotides long. RefSeq names its product raw (gene raw). The record is from RefSeq and is a predicted model, not a curated record. Gene Ontology annotation, cellular component: plasma membrane. Lineage: Eukaryota; Metazoa; Arthropoda; Insecta; Diptera; Tephritidae.
GCAAGGUAUUGUGCCAUUUUAAUAUAGUAAUAAAUGAGCCACAUACUUUCUUGUGUUGAACAGGAAAUUUUGUUAUCCAAGCAGAGCAGAGCUCUGGUUUAGCGAGCAAAUGAGUGGCGUCUUCUUUCCAAAAUAUAUCUCACAUUCGGUCAAAUCUUCCAUUUGUAUACAAAGUAAAAUUUGGUAUUUUCCUAGAAACCUUAUUUGACCUUUUUAAAACGAAAAAUAUUUAAAGUUGCUUAUUUACAAACUUCUUAAAAUUGAUGAGACAGCCCAUAUUUUGACUUCAUUAAUUCGAGAAUUUUAUGGCAUUCAGUGUUUAAAUACAAAUUCAGAUCCACAGACACUGCGCAUCUUAUAAAUACCAACCUAUCUCUCGGACGUAUUUUUAACCAUUCUUUCGAGUAUAAGAGGAUAUGUGAUGUUAUCUCGCCCCUAAUGUUCUGAAUCUUGAUUUAUAUGUGGUUGCUUAUAACUGUUUUGUUAGCAUAGACUAUUGGCUUGACAUAUCCUAGCAAAAACUAUCUUAAACGAAACAAAUUAAAUGAGCUAGGUGGGUAAUUUACAGACCCGUAUAGCUUGUCGAUAAUGCUGCUGUAUCCAUUGAGAUUGACUUCGGUGACCCAUAAGUCACGAUUUUUUUGAGUCAUUGACAUUUUUGAAAAUCACUUUUAAAUUGGCGCCAUCUAUGUCUAUAAUUUCCACUCGGUUACGAAUAUAUAGUAAAAAGUCAACUCGGACCAUAAAACGAUUUUUGGUAAUAAUCGGACUAUGAUCCUCCCUGGUGGGAUAUUUCUAUUUUAUUUUUGCGUAUAUAACCGAUAGUUAUAUAUCUAUACACAAAUUGUAUAAAAUUCGUUGGAACAAAAAUUAAGUCUAAAUGAAAUGUGCUAUAGGCUCGUAUCUGAAAAAUAAAAUAUGUACCUACGUAUUCAAGUGUAUCAAGUUGUAUGAUCAAAAUUUCGAUUCUGCUCGUCAGAUGGCGAACAUAUUGUAUAAGAUCACACUCUGAAUAUCCCAUAAGGUUUCCGAUAAGUUUCAUCGAAAUCGAUUCAGGCCUUUUUUUGGUAUAUGUAUUUAGAAUAUAUAUAUAUAUAACCGUAGAUAUGUAUUAGGUAAAUUUUAGUCUUCCCAAAUUUGCUUUGUAUCCAUAAAUAUUGCUAAGGGACCCACACAAAUUCAAUUUGUUUACGAGUGAGUACCGCAAAAGCAAAAGAAUCGCUGCUUUUCUGUAUGUGAUAAUAGGCAAAAGGGAGCUUAUAUAGCAAAUAUGUAUAUAUAGGUAUAGGUAAGAAUGGGGCUGAGUGUGACCAAAGAGAGUGAGUAUACGCUGAUUUUCUGAAUGAGCAUUUCUAGCACGUUGCUUUUUAUUGCUACACAUAUGUAUAAUGGGGUUUUGUUGUUACUUUAGGUGAAACGCGCGCAAAAAGCUACUCGCUCCCUAGCCACCGAUUGGCGAAUGUCGACUGGCAAGAGUUCUGUCGUAGCUAUGGCUUGCCAUUCCCAGCCAGUAAGUGGCGAAUCUGCCUGCAGCGCGCACACGUUUUUUUUAUAUACUUACCGAGAGUAGCGCGCGGCGCGUGUAGAAAUUCAAGCAAAAACAAAUUUUCUAUAAUAAAUAAUUUGUGGUUAAAUGAAGUGUGAAAACAAAUUGGCGAAAGUCAGAAUUGUAAUGGAAGUUGAGUGUACAAAAUAGUGUGAAGCAGUUACGGUAAUUUGUAGAAAGUCGCAGCAAAAACAGAAAUAAUAAUAAAUUAGUAAAAAAUAUACUUAACACAUUGUCGUAUGAAACUAAUUGAGUGUCGUGAAAUAUUUGAACUGGAAAUAAUUAUUAAAAAAUACAAAAACAAAAAUUUUUUACUAAAAAAAUUACCAUUAACAAUUUUAAAGUUAUUGUGGCUUGUAAAUAAAAAGUUGUAAAAAAUUAAAAAACUAAUAAAUAGACACUGUGUAGUUAAAAGACUGAUUUACAGUUGCGGUGUUUCCAGUAGCAGAUUUUUUAGCGCCUUUUUAUGAAUCUCACUAAAGAAAUACCAAAAAAAUGACAACGGCAAUAUAGUUAACCGAACGGCAGCGUCUGCAACAUAACCUAAAUUACGUUAAUUGCAACAAAAAAUAAUUAAAAGUGAAUGCCAGUUGUAGUGUUUGCCACAUCAACUGCAACAAGUGUUUGGAAAGCCGGCCAACAGCCUCAAGCAACAUUUAACAAUACAUACGCACCCCUGAAAAACAUAAUGGCCUCUCUACAUGCCACCAAUUCAUGCAACAGCAACAGCUGCAGCGUCGCUCUGGCCAACAAUAAGCCGCUAACACCAACAAAAACCACAGUUAAAUUAUUGAAUGGAAAAAGUAGCAGUGAUUGUGACGUUGUUGUUGCCCCAACUGCGCCAAACAACAACCACAACCACAACAACAACAACAAUAGUAAAAGUUACAACAAUAUAAGCAGCAAUGUUGAGCAACUUUUCAAUUCCGCUUUGAAGGCAUUACAUUUGCCACAAUGUGUUGGCGGCGGCGCGGCAGGCAAUGGUGUUGGUGGCGGCUGCGGCGGCGGCAAGAAAUCGCCCGGCAAAGUGAAAACAAAUGGUGAAAAUAAGUUGACAUUGGUGGUGCAAAAAUGUGCGAAAAACAUUGACAUUGCUGCUGCCGCGGCGGCCAUUGAUGACAUUGAAUAUGAGCAGAACGAUUUGGCGGCGCAGGAGGCGCAACACGAUGAUGAGACCGUGCAACUGCGCUGCACUUGCCCGGCUGUCUAUGCAAAUAGCACAGAUGCAAGUAGUGUGAAUAAUAAGAACCGCACCAUGACAGUUACAACCACUUUUCGCAGCAGCAGCACAUCGGCGCUCAUGACGGCGGGCCAUAUGCGGCCACAAACGUUGAAUGUGCAUCAUUUGCGUGAGACGCCAUCGGAUCAAACGCAAAUUUUCAUACGAGAAGUUCUUAACGCCUGGCGUGCCAAAGCGCGCUGCAAUGUCGUGCCGGCGGAGCGCACACAGGAGCUCUUUCAUGAGCUGAGUUUUCAUCCGAGUGAGAAGCAAAUCAGCGAAAUGCUACAAACAGCCAAAUUGUUAGCACGCAAAGGCAGCCGCCAAUCGAAUGGUCUCACUUUUGGCGAAUUUUGUGUGCUAGCAGCCGAUCUAAAACGCUUUCGCACAUCGACUUUUUCGCCGUCGAUUUGUGACAAGGUAAAUCUAUUAAGCUCUCUACAGCAAGAAAACAAUGACAAUAGCAGUCGUGUUGUUGAGGCCAAUAACGGCACGCUAUGCAGCACGGCAACAACAGCAACGGGCACCGAAUUGCGUAGUACAAAAUCCUUAAGUAAUGUCGAAGACUGUAAGCGAAAAUUGUCAAAGGGCGACACAUCAGCACCGGUUGAGGUAUUCCUAGGCGGUUCAUGUAAUCCCACCACCUGGCGGGCCGAUGUCGCGAUACCAGCGUUGAAUGAACUGGGCAUUUCCUUCUACAAUCCCCAAGUAUCUGAUUGGACGCCUGAUCUCAUCGAGUUGGAGCAUCGCGCCAAAGAGAAGGCGCGUGUUUUGUUCUUCGUUAUGGAUUCGGAGACGCGCGCUUCUGCUGGUGCCAUUGAGGCGGCACAUAUAGCGGGUCAAAACUGCAAGCAGCUGGUGUUGGUACUACAUCCAUAUAAGCGUAAUCAAUCUAUACUUAAUGAGCAAAUAUCCCAGCAAGAAUACAUUGACCUCCGGCGCAAUCAGUUAAUAUUGAAGGAAUUGGUCACACGUCGUGGCCUACCAGUUAUGGAUGAUAUACCAUCGGGUCUGCAGCGUACCAAGGACAUUUUGGCUGGCAUUAGAGAUCCACCCUCGAAUAUAGCAACGAUUUUAGUUGUCGUACGUGGCGCCUUCGAUCGCGUUAAUCCCGUGAACGGCGUAAUUACAGUUGUUCAAUGUCAACGCGCUCUCUUAUAUUUAGGUUACGCUCAGAGUCUAGUUAAAUUAGACAAUUUAAAUAAGAUAAUCGCCACACAACGCGAAACGUUGGAAGCGCUACAAAAACGCAGUACAAAAUCUGGCGUUCAGCCAGAGCUUAGCAGCAGCGAGCACGCCACUAAGAAGAGCUCAUCCGCAUCAUCGUGCAGCUCCGACACACCCACAGCUUCGUUGAACGAAACGUUGGAUGUCGACUUUGAUUUAUUCUGCGUAAUAUCGGCUUAUCUCUCGGUGCUACAGCAGGAAAUACAAGAAAGUGGUUGUAUUUCGCCCAUUAAGGGCACUAAUGUGCCACCACCGCCGGUCUAUCUUACCAAUAUGCAAGGUGACGAAAGCAAUUUCGCUAUCAGCUAUUUCACCAGUAAGAAUAUUUCGCGCACCUCCAGUCAAACCAGCGUACCCGGUAGCGAAGAACGUCACAGCAGCAAUGAUCUGUUGAGUCGUAGUCGCGAUAGUGGCACCUCGUCACCGCAACCGUUAGAUCAGCCCAUGAAAUCACGUUCGACCGCACAGUUAGGUAAAGCAAAAACAAAAAUUCUUGUCAACAUCGAAUCUAUAGAAACAACCGAAAUUACAACAACCAUCCAAACUGCUCAUACACCAACAACACCACCUAAUACUUCUACUACUACCGCUACAGCUUAUCCAAUAUUGAGCGCACACUCAGCAGCAGCAGCACAUCCGCUGGCGCAGUUGAACGCCAACAGCGCCGCGCAGUCGCACUCAACAUAUCCGGAUAGCAGCAUAACAGCGGAGGAGGAGAGCGAUUCCAAUGAUUCGGUAUUUUCAUCAAGCAGUUCCAUCAAUUCGGUCAAUUGCAAUUAUGGUGGCAAUGAGUUGCUAACCUUUGCCGGCACUGAUUUUCGUGAUGUUUAUCUUGGUGGCAGUUGCUUUUUGCGCACUAAAUGGCGUCAAGAUAUCGCUAUGCCGUAUUUGAAGGCGAAAGGCAUUACCUUUCAUCUGCCAGCGUUGCAUGAGAGUUUGCAAACACCACAACUGGACAGUUUGCGAGAUAAAGUGUACGAGGAUGCACGUCAAUUGGGCGCACAGGAGAAGUCGCUAAAGCGUACACGCCGAAAAUAUCGUGGCGCCGCCUUGGAGGAAGAGGAGGAGGAAGAGUUGACAGUGUCGGAGGAGACCUACAGCUGGGCAUUGCCACCGAUGCGUCCGAGUCUCUACAAUCCGGCGCUCUUGGAUGCCAGUCGCGUGCUAUUAUUCGUCAUAACCAAUGAGACGCGCUCAUUGGCGCCCAUGACGCUGGCAGCGCAUUGCAUCGGCUUGAUGUAUAAUGUGGUUUUGGCAGUGCAAAUGUUGCCCGACGAUUGUGUAAUUAAAAAUGAGAAGCUCACUCCGGCUGCUAUUAAGGAUUACAAUCGCGGUCGUUCGUAUCUAAUCGAUUUGGCCAAACGUCAGGGUGUGCCUGUUUUUAGCGAUUUAAAGGCAGCUUUGGAAUGUACUGUGGAUAAGAUAAAAGCGUGUAACUCGCGUGGCAGCCGUUAUGAUUGAAGAGCUGCAGAAAAAAGUGUACGAACACACACAUACAAACUCACACGCAGCAGUCUCUAAGCGCAUUUUAUUACACACGCCUACGACAAGUACCUACAAACAAACAUUAAAAAAUAUGGGCAACAGAUUUUAGCAGAAAUUUUUUUUCAACUACAUAUACUAUGCAUAUUUACAAUAUAUAUUUAUAUAUACAAUAUAUAUUAAUUACUACCAAUUCCGCGUGAAUACAACUUUUACUUAACUACUUUUGUAAUAGUUUAAUAAUUUUUAAUUGUAUGAUGAUGCUUCAAUACUAUUUCAACAUAGUUACUUAGCUGAUAAAUGAAUAUUGAACGCGCAUGCGUACACGUUUUGUACGCGUUAGUUGCCUUAACUGUACGCCAAGCUACUAAUUAUUACCAUAUAAGUGCUCUAUAUAAUUUUAAUUUAAUUUAAUUUAAUUACUCUCUAAUUUACAUAUACACAAACACAUACAUACAUAUUAAUCUAAUUAUAAUUAAUUGUCUUAAAAACAAAAAGGUCUGUAUAUACAAUGCAAACAAAAGGAAAACGCUAAAUCAAUUUAAAAUUACAAAAAAUUUACAUACAAAUAGCAUAUAACAUAUAUUAAUAACAUACAUAUAUACGUACAUUUAAUAACUAAAAUAAUAAUUACCUAAUGUCUAACUUAAAUAAAUGAAUAAAGAAAUAUACAAUUACCUACUAUACUAGCCUGGUAAUUUUAAGCGUGAUGAUGUUUGCUAAUAAUAAAACAAAUAUAAGUGUAUGAGUUAACACAG